GUGUUGGAGAAGGAUCGUGCUUAGGAGCACACAGUUUACGAGUUCGAUCGCAGUAUCCGGUUUCAGAGAGUGCGUUGUGUGAGUCGGCGAAGCGAAGAGGAAGAGGUUAAAGUGAGAGAAAAACGAAAAGGUGCGAAGGUCCACGGAGAUUGUUCAUGAGAGAGAAUGACCAUAAGCUUUUUGCCCAAGGAUACAUAUAGAAUGAACGUUGUUUAGUGCGCGUGCAUGUACAGUCACGUACGCGAUAUUACGAUACAAAGUUAAAUUUCACGUUUACGAAUAUAUGUGUACGUGCGCGUGCGUGCGUGUGGGUGAAAGGAAAAAAUUGGAGAAGCUUCGUUGCCGAACGGUGAUUCGUGUUGCGUGAGGAGUCCGUGGAGGCAGCGAAAACAAACAACUCGUGUCCGCCAUCUUGCGCCUCUCCAGCUGCGUUGAGAAGAAGUGGGAGAAGUCAGACGACGCGUGUGUUUUCAUUUCGUGGGGCGAAAAAAAAAGUGUAAGAGGUGGCCAACGGUCACCGAAUGUGGUCAAAUUCGCAAAAAACAGGAAUAGGGAGGACUGCGAGAGAACUCGAAACGAGCGGGGCGAGGUAGCAUUGCGCUCACAGAGGAGGUUCGUGGGGGCACCCCACCAAGUUUAUUCCUCCGCGUUCCCCCUACCCUUUUGCCCUGGAUCCCGAGAUUAUUGCGCAGUUAGAAAAAUCACUGAACACAAAUACCACCGAUAACUUUUUCGUUUCAUCUUUAAAAAGUGGCCCGCGAACAUAAUACGAACGGGUUGGUUGACUUUGUGAGUGACAAGGAAGGUCGAAAUCAACGACGACGGAGAAGCCAUGACGAAUUCGGCGCCGAAACUGAACAACAAGGUUGAACGGCACGGGUCACCGAACGUCGGUGUCGAGCGGCACCAUCAUCGCUCCGGCGCGAUCAAGUCGUCGACGUUCUUCAACGGCGGACGAUCGUACGGCAGGAAUUCUAGUGGUCGAUUGAACUGCAGUCCACACUGUUCGUCCAAGAGCACAAGAAAUUCACCGCUACGGUACGAGUACAGUCCACGGGGAAGCCCGACGAACAGCUUCUACGCGGGUGCAAAGUUUUCCGAGCCACCGUCACCGGCCAGCCUUCCGAAACCGCCGAGCCAUUGGACCACGAGACUGAUGAUGACCAGUUGCCAGCAAGCCGACAGGAGUUGCGAUAUCUCGAAUCAUCUGAAGAUGAUAUUAAACGUCCAAGCCUGAUACCCAAAGACCAACAGAGGACCGUUGCACACUGUGACAACAAGCUCCUAAAAAAAAGCAAAAAACAAUUUGAGACAGGCCCGCGAUAAUCGUCGUCGUACCUUCGCCAAUUGGAUUUAAGGAUGUAUUUUUUCUCUUGUACGUGAUAUAUCAAGCUGCUCGUUCCGGGAAUACACAUACAACAUAAAGAAAAAAAAACCCCACACCAAAAGGAUAAAGUGUUUAAACACAAGGAACAAACGCGCGAUAACACAAUCUUCAAGCAAAAGACGAUACGAGUAUAUUAAACAUGCAACUAGUUCAGGGCACCAGUGUCUUCGGUUUCACGGUAUGGGAUGCUGAGUGAAAAAAAAAAAGGAAAAACAAAGAAACGAACCAUUGUAUUUGUUCUUUGAAGCUAUUAUACAAAGCAUACGAAAGAAAAAAACAUUAAGGGGAUAAUUGACGCAGGUGCGUCUGUCGCCGCGAACCGUGAUUCAAGUAUAUGAUAACUUGUAACGAUUCUAUUAUGCGCCGUCUAUGAGGAUAUAAACGUAUGUAUUUUAGAUUAUUAUUAUAUAUGAUUAACUUGCAGAGACGCAUUACACGUAUACACAUACAACAAAAAAAAUACACACCACACAUACACAUACACACAUAUAUACACUUAAUAUUAUAUGUUUGACGAAAUGGUACGAAGACACAGGCAAAGCUGCAUUAGCUAUUUUUAGAGACAAUAGCUAUAAUCGAUUUUGUUUUCUCUUUUUUUUUCUUCGUUUUUUUUAUUUUAUACGGGUCAAAAUUGCUACGACGUAGCGCCGUCGAACAUUGAGAUAUGGUUUUAUUCUUUUCUAUUACG
Dufourea novaeangliae is the source of this 2075-nucleotide messenger RNA. RefSeq names its product proline-rich nuclear receptor coactivator 2-like. Lineage: Eukaryota; Metazoa; Arthropoda; Insecta; Hymenoptera; Halictidae. Gene Ontology annotation, cellular component: nucleus. The record is from RefSeq and is a predicted model, not a curated record. The transcript has 2 exons. Bases 833 to 1237 code for a protein of 134 amino acids.